UAAGUGGGCGGAGCCAAUGUAACAGUCACAUGACCCGCGCAGAGCCAGACUGACCAAUUUCAAUAUGGUGGCCAGCUUGGCAGGUCUACGGUUGCUGUUGAUGUUAUUGUUGUUGUUUGGGAUCAGGUACGGCGCCUGUAGCCAGGAAGGUCCGCUAAUCCUGGGGCUACGACUGGAAGAGCCAUCGGGUCUGGUGUGCAUGAAGGACCGAAUCAUCUCGGCGUCAGAAGGAGCCACGUUCAAGCUUCGUCUCUUCGGGGCUGAUCUGAAUAGAACCUGGCCGUGGGUGGCGUUUGCUGGGGCAUCGGUCGGGAAUGCGCUCGACCCCUGCUUUCAGGAAUCCAGCCGUCAACAAUCGGCUUUCCAGGUGACGGGGGAGUUCAUGCAGAAUGAGGUAAACAGCGGGCUGGUGACGGUGGAGGUCCAGAGAAAGAGCAUCUCUGCGGGAGCAGCUGACGACCAGCAGAUGUACCACCUGUGUGUACUGAGUGAAGGCAAGUGGGCAUCCGCGGGCGCUGACAGACUGCGGAUAAACACCGAAUGUUGGCCCAAAGACUACCCUCCCCCCUGGGCUCUGGCCGUGCUGAUAGUGCUGCUGCUUCUUCUCUGCACGUUGUUCAGGACAGUGAACCUGAGCCUGCUGUGGCUGGACCCCGUGGAGCUCUACGUCCUCCACAGCUGUGGCUCCGAGGAGGAGAAACGGGCCGCUAAGCGCCUGGAGCCACUCAGGAGGAGGGGGAACUUUCUGGCGUGUUCCCUGCUCUUCCUGUGCGCUCUGGGACACUCGGUGCUUGGUGUCCUUCUCUUCAAGGCCCUGGGCUCCAUCGUCUCAGCGGUCUUCACCAGCGCCUUCCUCAUCUUCUUCCUGGCUGAGCUGGGCCCUCACGUCCUGUGUUCUGGUUACGGCUUCCAGCUGGCACCGGGUCUGACCUGGCUGGCUCAGGUUUGCAUGGUGCUCACCUGUCCACUGUCCUGUCCCCUGGGGCUGAUCUUGGACCUGGGGCUGAGGAGGGACAUCAGCACCUGUGGAAUCAGAGAGCGGGCCAUGGAGAUGAUCCGGGCCAACAUCAACGACCCUUACAGUGAAUUUGUGAAGGAGGAAUUCAGCCGUGGGACCCUGCGCAUUAAAACAGUGGAGGACAUUCUGACCCCUCUGAAGGACUGCUUCAUGCUGCCCAGCUCGGUGGUCCUGGACUUCUCUACCAUGUCAGAGAUCAUGCAGUGUGGAUACACCAGAGUGCCUAUUUAUGAGGAGGAGAGGUCCAACAUCGUGGAAAUACUGUACGUAAAGGACCUGGCCCUGGUGGACCCAGAAGACUGCACCCCCAUGAGCACCAUCACCAAGUUCUACAAUCACCCACUGCACUAUGUCUUCAAUGACACAAAACUGGACGCCAUGUUGGAGGAGUUCAAGAAAGGUAACUCACACAUGGCCAUUGUCCAGAAGGUGAACAACGAGGGGGAGGGAGAUCCCUUCUACGAGGUGCUGGGACUGGUCACCUUGGAGGAUGUCAUUGAGGAGAUCAUCAAAUCUGAAAUCCUGGAUGAGUCUGACGGCUACUUGGACAGGAAGGUGAAGCGGCCCCUUCCACCGCUGGAGAUUCCCUUAGAGCCACGCACUGUCCACGAGGAGUUCUCUCUUUUCAAAACCCCCGAGGGAGAACCCAAGAUCCGCACCUCGCCGCAGCUGCUGCUGGCUACUCACCGCUUCUUGUCCAGAGAAGUGGAGCACUUCAGCCCCGGGCGCGUGUCAGAGAAGGUCCUCUUCCACCUGCUCCGUCACCCCACCGUUAACCAGGAAGUGCACUUUGACCCAAGCAACCGUUUGAGCCCCAACCAUUACCUCUACACCCGCAACCACCCUGUGGAUUACUUCAUCCUGCUGCUGCAGGGUCGUGUGGAGGUGGAGAUCGGAAAGGAAGGGCUCAAGUUUGAAAACGGGGCAUUUACUUACUACGGGGUUUCUGCUCUGACGCUGCCAUCCUCAGUGCACCAGUCUCCGGUGUCGACCCAGCGUCACUCUCCCAGAGAUCCCUUCGAGGCAGCGUCAUCAGACUCCACCAACCUGUCAAGUUACUGUCCUGACUACACUGUCCGAGCGCUCACUGACCUGCAGCUCAUACGAGUGAAUCGUCUCCAGUAUUUGAACGCUCUCAGGGCGUCUCGUGAGGGCCUGAGUCCAGACCCUCCAGAGAUUAAGAUCCUGCCCAACAGUCAGACGAAACUUCUCAACGACAGAAACACCACACAAGAUUUUCCUCUAUCCAUGUCAUUCUUCGAUACCAUUGAGAACUACUGUUAGGGCUUUAUUUCAUGUGCAUGAGGUGGCAGUGAAACCCAGGAGGGCUCCACAGAAGAGGAGGCUUAUGGGUAGAGUGCUUCCAUCUACCCACUGUAAAAAGAUGAAUGAAAUAAUUUUGUUUUCAUUUUUUUAUAGAUUUAAAUCUAUAUAUAUGUAAAUUGAUGAAUCACCUAUGGCUGGAACGUAGUGAUUGGACAUGACUGGAGUGAGAGAGUGAUUGAAAUUUUUUUUUGUUUGUUUGUUUAUGAUUACGCAUCCAUCUUCCAUUCCAUCAUACACCCACAGCCACACACACAUGAUCAUUUUUUAGUUGUGCCUUUCUUGCAGAUGAGGAGGUUCUGUACACUGUCAUUCCUUCUGUUGUCUUGGUGCCAAAGCUCUGCUGUGUGUGCACGUGUCAGCUCGCACUCAUUUGUGACGAUCAGACAUAUUAGUUGAUAAAAGUGCAUGUGUACAUUAAAGUUGUGCACGGUGGAUCAUGUUCAAAUAAUAAUUAUUUUUUACUAAAUAUUUUCUACUGCCCACCUGUGGUACAACUCAGGUUUGCUAUUUUAGUAAAUUAAAAAUUUUGCUUAAAACCUUUAAUGAUCUUAUAAAAAAGUAUUAAAAUAAACUUUAAUACAAGUACAUCUAGAUUCUGGGUUCUGAAUAAUUUGUAUUAGUAUUAGUAUCAAAAUCAGUUACGUCAGUUACUGUUCUGUGAAAAUGUUUUAUCCAUCUCCCUCUUUGUCUUGUGUUUAUAUUCAACUCUGGCCAAAUUAAAAAAAAUUCUCAGAGAAGUUUUGCCAGCAGGACCAAGUGUCAACAUUCACCAGUAAAUCUUUUCUUUUAUUAUUAUAAUAUAAAAUGAGAAAAAAAGACAGUGAUGAAUUAACAUGAUGAGAUUAUUGUGAAUAGAGAAAACGUCUUCAAAACUGCAGUGCAGUUUACCAACAUACAGUCCUGGUGAUUUGUAUUAUUAUUAUUUUUAAAUGUCAGGUCUAAAUCUCAGUAAUCACUUUUAAAAACGAUCCUAUCGCCCGGAUCACCACUGGUUGUCUCCAACUCAAAAGUGUUGUCAAUGAGUGAACUUCACAGUUCAACUCUUGUUUUUACAGACAGACGAACAAAAGAAGGCAAAAAAACCCAAACAAACAGUAUAUUAAAAUCUGGAAAAAAUUAUCCACACUAUUCCCCAGUAAUACUUCCUCAUACUCUUUGGGGUCUGCACACUCUAUAUUUCAGCCAAUCUGCCAUUAAUUUGACAUUCAUGUUGGAGUACAUCCAAAAUGAUGGCGCGUCAUUUAAAAAAAAAA
Molecule: messenger RNA, 3597 nt
Organism: Cynoglossus semilaevis (tongue sole)
Lineage: Eukaryota; Metazoa; Chordata; Actinopteri; Pleuronectiformes; Cynoglossidae
Gene: cnnm3
Product: cyclin and CBS domain divalent metal cation transport mediator 3
Exons: 12
Coding region: 65-2302 (745 amino acids)
Biological process (GO): transport; magnesium ion homeostasis
Cellular component (GO): plasma membrane
Molecular function (GO): transmembrane transporter activity
Source: RefSeq, a predicted model, not a curated record